GCUGCGACAAGUUAUCCCCGCGCGCUAGCGGCUUCUGGGGCCCGCGCGUCCGAAGCAGUAGCACGUGGCGUCCCCGCACGCCACAGUGGUACAUUCCGGCGCUACGGCGUCCCAGUGCGGCCGUAAAGGCUGCGGCGGCGGCGGUUCGCGUUUCUCGUGCCCGCAUGACUGACAGCUGCUCGGCGGGAGCGGCGUCGAGCAGGAGACCGCGCUCUCAGGCUGAGUGGACAGAACAUCCUGCCCUGGCCAUAAGGGCAGCACAGCCGCCCUGAGUCACAGCGGCCUGGGGUCUGGCCCAUGCUCAGCUGCAGAAGCUGCUAUUUACUGGAGCUCUGACUUUCUAGGAGAGGACCUGGACCAGAGAACCCUGAGGCCGCCCCCUUUCAGCCCAUUUGCCUGUCCCCGGGCACUUGCUCCUCCCUGGCUCUGUGUCUCAGGCCUGUCCUGAGCUCUGAAUCAGGCUAGACCUGAGGACCUUGGAGAGUUCAGAAGUCAGCCCUGCUCCGUGCCUCCAACCUGGCUGAUGUGUCCCUCCGUGUGCAUUUGGGGGCAGAAGUAGGCUGGGACCUGGGCCAGCUCAGGCACACACAGAGGCACAGGUUAUAGUGCCUGCCAGCUGGCCAGCUCAAAAAAUCCCUCUCCCCUGAGCUCAACCCUGCGCUGGCUGUGCUGACCGUUCACCAGUCCACUGGUCUCUUUCCCGUGGUGAGCCAAGAGCUGAAGCGCUGCAGCAUGGCGCGCGGCUGCCUCCAGGGUGUCAAGUACCUCAUGUUCGCCUUCAACCUGCUCUUCUGGCUGGGAGGCUGUGGCGUCCUGGGUGUUGGUAUCUGGCUGGCUGCUACACAGGGGAACUUCGCCACCCUGUCCUCCUCCUUUCCGUCGCUGUCAGCUGCCAACCUGCUCAUCGUCACAGGCACCUUCGUCAUGGCCAUCGGCUUUGUGGGCUGCAUUGGGGCCCUCAAGGAGAACAAGUGCCUGCUGCUCACCUUCUUCCUGCUGCUGCUGCUGGUGUUCCUGCUGGAGGCCACCAUUGCUGUGCUCUUCUUCGCCUACACUGACAAGAUUGACAGGUACGCCCAGCAAGACCUAAAGAAGGGCCUGCAUCUGUAUGGCACACAGGGCAACGUGGGCCUCACCAACGCCUGGAGCAUCAUUCAGACUGAUUUCCGCUGCUGUGGUGUCUCCAACUACACGGACUGGUUUGAGGUCUACAAUGCCACCCGUGUGCCUGACUCCUGCUGCCUGGAGUUCAGUGACAGCUGUGGGCUGCAUGCGCCUGGCACCUGGUGGAAGGCGCCCUGCUAUGAGACGGUGAAGGCCUGGCUCCAGGAGAAUCUGCUGGCUGUGGGCAUCUUUGGGCUGUGCACGGCACUGGUGCAGAUUUUGGGCCUGACCUUCGCCAUGACCAUGUACUGCCAAGUGGUAAAGGCGGACACCUACUGCGCUUAGACCACGGGCCACCCUGCUUCUCUGCCAAAGGACACCACCCACCAGGGACAGGGCUGUAUCCAAACCUGCCCCCACACAUCGCAGGACUUGGUGCUCUGCUGGGCUCAGGGGAGAGGCUGGUGCCCUGAACCCCCAGGACCCCAUUCCUGGAAUGCUUCAGCAUGGGCAGCCAUGGGGUCUCCUGCCUACAUGGGAGGGGCUUUGAUACUUUUUUAUGUCUUCCAGAGCAGUGUUCACAUGGGAUGGGGGGGUGCUGGGCCAUGGUCCCCUUUGCCCGAGGACAAUGGGGGAGUAGGUCUGACCCCUUGGAGACCCUGCACAGGUCCUGGUGCUCCAGACAGGCUGGGCCCCCAUCAUCCAUUUCUGAGGGGCUGCAGCUCCAGGUGCAUCCUAAUAAAGUGCGUGAGCAGCC
This is a messenger RNA of Marmota monax (woodchuck), 1861 nucleotides long. RefSeq names its product tetraspanin 4 (gene Tspan4). Lineage: Eukaryota; Metazoa; Chordata; Mammalia; Rodentia; Sciuridae. The transcript is spliced from 11 exons. Bases 733 to 1449 code for a protein of 238 amino acids. The record is from RefSeq and is a predicted model, not a curated record. Gene Ontology annotation, cellular component: membrane.